AUGAACCGCUACCAUGGCAUCAACAGGCCUGCCACAAUUGGGGGUCCUUCAAAGGCAUCUGCGACAACUACGUGCCAAAAUUAUGAGUGCAAAGCAAAUGCGCAAGAGCGUCCAUAUGUUUCCCGACCCUCUCGUACACAACAACUGUCCAAUCCCAAGCUUGUUCCAAAAUUGACCAGUGAUGUACCACAGGAUCUUUUAAAAAAGAAAGGCAUUGCUGAUGAGCAACUUGCGAAACUGGAGCAGGAACGAGGUCGCAAACGUGAGAGGCAAAAUGAAGACAUGGAAACGGGAGCUUCCAAGCGAAGAAGAUCUGCUUCUUCAGCAUCGGUUUCGACAAUAUCUACGAACAUGUCACGUUCGCCCUCACCAAGAGAAGCUCGACGCGCACCCAAUACAUACAAAUCUAGACGUUCCCAUUCACUACCUCAGCCUGCAUCUAAUCGAUACAAGCGUAAAACUCCUAGCUUGUCGCCGUCGCCAUCACCGCCCCGACAAGAUGUACAGCAUUCGGGACAAAAGCGGAGGAGAGACGCAUCCUCUUCCGUAAAUUCAUAUAGCUCUAGAGACGAGGAAGACAUGAGAGAUUCGAGAGAGAGGGGAAAUAGCCGAAGUACCAGAAAGAGAUUCAAUGAUCGAAGCCCUGAGAUUCGUGGGAGGAGGACUGAGAGUCGAAGUCCCUAUAGAGGCAGAAGGAAUGUCUCAACUGAUAGGAGACGAUUUGAUGAGCCUCGAGUCAACGAAGGGCGUAGAGAAACCUUCGCGUCUUCUGCAGCUCAUGCGCCCCCACCGAGGGAGAGGAGCAUGAGUCCAUUUAGUAAGAGAUUAGCACUCACGCAAGCAAUGAAUAUGAGCCGGUAA
Molecule: messenger RNA, 861 nt
Organism: Botrytis porri
Lineage: Eukaryota; Fungi; Ascomycota; Leotiomycetes; Helotiales; Sclerotiniaceae
Exons: 3
Coding region: 1-861 (286 amino acids)
Source: RefSeq, a predicted model, not a curated record